GAAGCUCCAGUGGCUUGGAAUGGGCGGCGGCUGCAGUUAAGGGGAACCGAACGAGAACCCGGGGUUUACGCAGCUAGAAAGACUGCCAGGAACUGACAGUCCCCACAGAGUCCCGGCCCAGUGUUCCGCGGGAGGAACCGGAAGAGGAAGUCGGGGCUGCACCCUAGAGGUCCGGGUGCCGCCAGCGCAGCCUGCGCCUAGCUGCCCGCCGGUGGGAUGGGGUUGCUGCACUCGCUGCACGCUCCCGCUGCUGCCCUGCUGUGGAGCUGCCUGCUCGGACUGACAACUGCUCAGGAAGCCAUCCUUCAUGCAUCUGCAAAUGGCGUAUCUUCACUUUCCAAGGACUACUGCAUGUAUUAUAACAACAACUGGACACGGCUUCCAAGUUCCCUAGAAAAUGCAACUUCUCUUAGCUUGAUGAAUCUGACUGGCACACCACUGUGCCACCUUUCUGAUAUUCCUCCUGAUGGCAUAAAGAACAAGGCAGUGGUGGUACACUGGGGACCCUGCCAUUUUCUUGAAAAAGCCAAAAUUGCACAGGAAGGUGGUGCUGCAGCGUUGCUGAUUGCCAACAACAGUGUCCUAAUUCCUUCCUCAAGGAACAAAUCUGCAUUUCAAAAUGUGACUAUACUAAUUGCAGUUAUAAUCCAAAAAGACUUUAAUGAUAUGAAAGAGACUCUUGGAGAUGACAUUACCGUGAAAAUGUAUUCUCCAUCCUGGCCUAACUUUGACUAUACUCUGGUGGUCAUUUUUGUAAUUGCUGUGUUCACUGUGGCAUUAGGAGGAUACUGGAGUGGACUUAUUGAAUUGGAAAACAUGAAGGCAGUGGAAGAUGCUGAAGAUAGAGAGGCAAGGAAAAAGAAGGAAGACUACUUAACAUUCAGUCCUCUCACGGUUGUCCUGUUCGUGGUCAUCUGCUGUGUAAUGAUUGUCUUACUGUAUUUCUUCUACAAGUGGCUUGUUUAUGUUAUGAUAGCAAUUUUCUGCAUAGCAUCAGCAAUGAGCUUGUACAACUGUCUCGCUGCAUUGAUUCAUCGGAUGCCAUGUGGACAGUGCACGAUUUUGUGUUGUGGCAAAAACAUUAAAGUGAGCCUGAUUUUCCUUUCUGGACUGUGCAUCUCAGUUGCUGUUGUGUGGGCUGUGUUUCGAAAUGAGGACAGGUGGGCUUGGAUUUUACAGGAUAUCUUAGGAAUUGCUUUCUGUCUCAACUUAAUUAAAACAAUGAAGUUACCCAAUUUCAUGUCAUGUGUGAUACUGCUAGGCCUUCUCCUCAUCUACGACGUGUUCUUUGUCUUCAUAACACCAUUCAUCACAAAGAAUGGAGAGAGCAUCAUGGUGGAACUUGCUGCUGGGCCUUUCGAGAAUGCUGAAAAGUUGCCAGUAGUUAUCAGGGUGCCAAAGCUCAUGGGUUACUCAGUCAUGAGUGUGUGCUCAGUGCCCGUUUCAGUGCUGGGGUUCGGAGAUAUCAUUGUUCCAGGUCUGUUGAUUGCAUAUUGUAGAAGAUUUGAUGUUCAGACUGGUUCUUCUAUAUACUAUAUAUCAUCUAUAAUUGCCUAUGGUGUUGGCAUGAUAAUUACCUUUGUGGUCCUAAUGGUGAUGAAGACAGGACAGCCCGCUCUCCUCUAUUUAGUACCUUGUACACUUAUUACUGCCUCAGUCGUUGCCUGGAGUCGUAAGGAAAUGAAAAAGUUCUGGAAAGGUAGCAGCUACCAGGUGAUGGACUACCUGGACUAUUCAACAAAUGAAGAAAACCCAGCAGCUACUGACGAGCAGAUUGUACAACAGUAAUACGUGGACUUACAAUGAUGUGUUUUUGAUUUUCUACAAAUAGAUUUUGGCCUUUUUUGUCUUUUUUUCUUUUUCUUUUUUGCUCUUGGUGACAAGAGUCAGGACUGGAGUUCAAUCCCCUGCCUCUGCCUCCCAAAGGUUUGGGACUAUAGCUGGGUAACACCACACCCAGCAAGAUUUGAGUCAAAGUUUGGAUUGAAAACUGGGAACAUUUACAGCGAUGUUUGCAAACCCGUAUAUUUUUAUGAGCUGGUGAAAUCCCAUGCUACAUAGUGAAAUGCAUUUUCUUUUAAUUAUGUUAAAGUUGUGCCUUCACAAUCAGUUAAAAACAUAGGGUUUAUGUAGUUUCCAAAAUGUAUUAUAUACAUUAUAUUUUUCUAAAAAAGAAAAAAAAAAGCUACCCUGACCUUCCUUUGUACUUUUCUUACUGAAAUAUUUCUCCAAAUUCUAAGGAUAGAUCAUGUAAUUGUCAUAGCAAGUUUCUGUUUUUGUUAAAGAUUUAUGCAAUUUUUUUUUUUUUUGGUUCUUUUUUUUCGGAGCUGGGGACCGAACCCAGGGCCUUGCACUUCCUAGGCAAGCGCUCUACCACUGAGCUAAAUCCCAACCCCGAUUUAUGCAAUUCUUAACCCCUCUACAGAAAUAAAUACUUAAGACUGCAAGAAGGCAGUUCAGCAGUGAACAUUAGUCUAAGUUUUUAAAAACUUGUAACUCCCUUUUAAACCUGAGGACCUAAAUUACUUCAUCUGCAUACACAUAUCGUUAGACUAAUUUUUAGAUAGGAGGACACAAAAGCUGAACCUAGUUUCUGCCGGUACAUGGUUUAUAUGAAGAUACUCAUUAAACUUCUGCAUUUACUUUUAAGUUUCAUUUUUUUUCUGAUCUUUGAUUCCAUUGAUUAGGUAAGAUUUCUUCUUUUGAAUGUUUUUCUUAUGUGACCAGAUAUAGCGUAUUACUUGCCUUGCCAUCCUGACAAUCCCCACAUCACCACUGACCCCUGAGUUCCAGCACAUUUGUAUAAGUGAGCGCUGCCAAAAGCAAGCAUACUUUUUUCAUCCCUUGUCUCACCUCCAAGAUGAGUGGUCAGAGCAGUUAAUCACUUUGCUAGCUUGCAACCUGGAAAAAAAAUAUUUCCUUCUGGUUCUUUGCAAAAUCUCAGGUGUUUUUCUAGAAAUUAGAGGUGAAAAUUAUUUUUCAGUUUUUUUCUUUUUUAAUUUCUCUAAAGAAAGUACCAGGUGACAAGUCAUUGCAGAAGUUCAGGAUUUUGUAUUUCUGUGUAAAUCUUGCUGCACAGGAGAUGUGAGCAAGUCCAGCCUUCCAUGUUAAGGCUGAUUCAGCUUUUCAAAGUAAAAGGAGUAUUGAAAUGGGUUAGACCUUUGAGAUUUGAACUAAAGUUCACAUUAAAUGCUUCUUGUUUAAUUGUUAACUUUUACCAAGUAAGUGACAAAUAAGAGGGACUGCCAGCCCCUUCAUUCUUCUAGGUACAGGUGUGGGGUCUUUUGUUUACAGAAAAGAUCUGUCUGGAGGAGAUAAGUGCCAUUUACACUUCUAACUGUGCUUUCACUUAAAAUGUCAGUAAACACCUGCCAGACACAGCUGUUAGGAAAACAUCUGCAUUCUCUUCAAGUCGAUGUUCAAAAGCACCAGUUACAAUCUUACAAAGAACGCUAAUGGAAAUUAUUCUUUCUAAAACCACAUUGAAAUAAAACAAUUUCUCAAAAUAAUUUGGUUUUAUUAAUCUGUAGCUAAUUCUUAAUUAUCUAAUCUAAACUUCUGCUCCAGGAAAACAUGAACACAUCUGCAAAUCUGAAUUCUGACUUAUUUGAAACACUUUCUAUUUUACCCAACCAUCAUAUUGUUGUAAUUAAAGUCUUAUAUGUGGGCUGGAGUGUAGCUCAGUGUUUGAGUACUUGCCUGCCAUCUUCAAAUUGCCUUCCCCAGCACUGCCAUUGAAACAACUUACUAAGUAACUAUAAAUAACAGAAAGGGGCUCUUAGCUUCUACCUCUACCCUCACCCCAGCCAAUUUCCAAAAAAAUAAAUAAUAAAUAAAUAAAUAAAUAAAAACAGAAAGAAUUUCCCUCCUAGCAACACAGUUGAAAAGAUCUUCAUAGAGAAAAUAUAAUACAGAAAUACUUUGUCUUGGAAAUCAAAAUGAAUAGAUACCAGAGUUGAAAAUUUGGCUCUGAAAAUGUGUUAUCUCUUCCUUUCUUGUUAACCUAACACCAAUAACUUUUAAGAGGUAGAGAAGAUGGAAUUUUUCCCCCUUGAACAUGAUUUUAAAACAAAGUAUAUUGUAUUUAUUAGUACUUAUUGCAAAAUAAAAUACUUUCUAGAAAGUUCCACACUUGUGGCUUAUCGAAUAGAAAUCACUGAUCUGUUUGUUUGUCUGUUUGUUUUUAAGACAGGGUCUCUCCAUGUAGCCCUGGCUGUCCUGGAACUCACUCUAUAGACCAGGCUGUCCUCCAACUCAGAGAUCCACCUGCCUCUGUGCCGGGAUUAAAGGUGUGUGCCACCGACGCCUGGCGAAAUCAUUAAUCAUAAAUGCAUUUUUAUUUUCUUCUAGCUUGUAGCUACCUUUGAUUCACGAUUAUACUUUUUACUAGAGUGUGAUUUAAUGCCCUUUUGAAGGAAAUACUUUUCUCCCAUAUGCUACUGGCAUUCACGUAUUUUAUUUACAUGUGCAUACAGGUUUGAGUAGAGUGGCAUGUUUGUAAUAACUAUCAGUGUGAGCUUUCUAAAUUCCUUUGCUCUUUUAAUGUCUACAUUUCUAAAACUAUUUUCCUCAAGUUCUACUCCAGGCAGAGGUAGGAUUUCCUUUACAUUGGGUGAGAAUACAUCUAGUCUAUUCAACGGAUUCUCUAGAACUCGCUUUGAUUCCUGUCAGUGACCCUUCAGAGAUGGCAGGUGUACUCCUGAUGGGUAGAGUACACUAGUUAAAGAAGCUUUUGUAGUUUUCUAUAAAUGAGAAAGGUAGGUUGGAUCAACUCAAGGUUGUAGUGGAUGAUCAGUUCACCACAUAGUGGGUUUGACUAGACAGUAAAAAUACUAUAAACAGCUUUCCUAUUCCUUUAAAAUAUACAUUAAAAAAUGCCUAGUGUACAUCUGGUUUGUCUUCAACUUCCCCAUAGGACAGUGAGUGUAAAUUCAGUAGCUUUUGUCCACUUUUCUCCCUUCUACAUUGUAUUCAAAUUAGUACCUUUUUAAGAAUGCAUAAUUGUAUUUUUACUUCUUAGAUGAUUGGUUUGAAUAUGAGAUUCUUUUUCUAACACUUUUCUAGGUAAGUUAGUGUAAAUUAAUAUUUUUAUAACACUAUUAGAAUUUUUAUGGAACAUGAUUUAAAACUUAAAUUUUUGGAGUGUUAAUUUAGCAGUAAGUAAAGAUCUUUUUAUCAUGUGCCAAUUCUGACAAGAAAAACAACAACAAAAAGACCUUCCAGUGUAUUAAAUUUACUGCUGUGUUCAAUAAAUUCUAUUUUAAAAUAAAAA
Rattus rattus (black rat) is the source of this 5272-nucleotide messenger RNA. RefSeq names its product signal peptide peptidase like 2A (gene Sppl2a). Gene Ontology annotation, cellular component: lumenal side of endoplasmic reticulum membrane; cytoplasmic side of endoplasmic reticulum membrane; Golgi-associated vesicle membrane. NCBI's taxonomy places the organism in Eukaryota, Metazoa, Chordata, Mammalia, Rodentia, Muridae. The record is from RefSeq and is a predicted model, not a curated record. The coding region runs from base 217 to 1788 and encodes 523 amino acids. Gene Ontology annotation, biological process: membrane protein proteolysis. Gene Ontology annotation, molecular function: aspartic endopeptidase activity, intramembrane cleaving. The transcript has 15 exons.